AUGAAUUCAAGGAAGCCACCCGAGGGGUGGAGUAAAGUGGAAUCCUUUUUAGAUGAAAUGAACAAAAAAAUGCGCAGCUUGGAAAACGAAGAUACUUCUAAGAAAAGGAAAAGUGAAAUUUUGUGGCCCAUAUUUCAAAUAAACCACCAAACGUCUCGCUACAUAUACGAGUUGUACUACAAGCGGAAGGAAAUAUCAAGAGAACUGUACGACUACCUGGUGCAGGAAAAAUACGUCGACGGCGCGCUCAUAUCAAAGUGGAGAAAGCAGGGGUAUGAAAACCUUUGCUGCUUGAAGUGCAUCCAGGUAUCAGACAGCAACUUUAGCAACACCUGCAUCUGUAGAGUGCCCAAAAGUAAUUUGGGCGAUCGGGUUUUGCAGUGUGUGAAUUGUGGAUGCAGGGGGUGUUCCAGCGGAGAUAAAUGA
Messenger RNA from Plasmodium fragile, 426 nucleotides. RefSeq lists its product as uncharacterized. Gene Ontology annotation, biological process: mRNA splicing, via spliceosome. The transcript is spliced from 3 exons. The coding region runs from base 1 to 426 and encodes 141 amino acids. Lineage: Eukaryota; Apicomplexa; Aconoidasida; Haemosporida; Plasmodiidae. The record is from RefSeq and is a predicted model, not a curated record. Gene Ontology annotation, cellular component: nucleus; spliceosomal complex.